GGUGGCAUGGAUUAAAUCUGAUUCAAAAGCAAUACUUGGUAUACACACACACAUGGUCUCACUAAACCCAAGAUUAUCGGUGACACAUAACGGCCACAAUACCUGGAAGCUUCACAUAUCACGUGUACAGAUAAACGACUCCGGCAGCUACAUGUGCCAAGUUAAUACAGAUCCUAUGAAAAGCCUUUCCGGAUACCUAGAUGUAGUUGUGCCGCCAGAUAUUUUAACCCAUCCAGAACAUAAUUCUGAGGAAAGUGUCAGCACAGAGGGAGGAAGUAUUUCGCUCGUAUGCAGUGCGACAGGUGUUCCAAAACCAAAGGUUCAAUGGAGACGUGAAGCAGGGAAGGAAAUUAUACUUCGCGCAGAAAGCAGAGAUAAACAAGGUUUGUUUAAUAGGUAUCACCGAAAAAAUAUUUAAAAUAUAGAAUCGGAAAUUUUAACAUUUUUAGAGGGCUUACAAUACUAGUUAAGGUCUAAAGUCAUUUUAUAAACCUAUUGCGUGUUCUUUGUGGUGCCGCAACUG
Molecule: messenger RNA, 523 nt
Organism: Drosophila suzukii
Lineage: Eukaryota; Metazoa; Arthropoda; Insecta; Diptera; Drosophilidae
Source: RefSeq, a predicted model, not a curated record